This is a messenger RNA of Porites evermanni, 960 nucleotides long. Lineage: Eukaryota; Metazoa; Cnidaria; Anthozoa; Scleractinia; Poritidae. The record is from the annotation of a GenBank genome assembly.
AUGGCUACAAAUUGCUCGUUAAAUGGAAGCUAUACUGCCAACUGUGAGUCUUCGACAUCUUUCGUCUGCCCUUACGAUCCUUUUGUUCUGCUUCACGUCCCUAAAAAUCUUUACUACACAUACUUCGUUACAGCGGCCUUAAAUGUGGUGUUCGCAGCAACAUCAUUUUGCGGAAACUCUCUCGUUCUUACAGCUCUCCUAAGAACCCCGUCUCUUCACUCUCCGUCCAAAGCUCUACUCCGCAGCCUCGCGCUAUCAGAUCUCUUCGUUGGCUUAUUUGUUCAGCCUAUGUACAUCGCUUACUGUCUGUCCGGAAUUUCAGAAAAUCACUGGGUUCGAUGUAUCUCAUGGUUUAUCUAUCCUCUAUUAAUGGACUAUUUCGUUGCAGUAUCAUUUCUUACCAUGGUCGCAAUUAGCAUCGACAGGUAUUUGGCCCUGCGUCUUCGUGCUAGCUAUCGAUCAGUAGUGACAAUAAAGAAAGUAAACAUCACAGUUGUAUCUAUAUGGAUAACAAGUUUGGUAUUUCCAAUCACCAGGGUAAUAGCUGGAAAACUUACACUUCUUCUCUCGUGCACAUUCUUUGCACUGUUUGUUGUCAUCCCUACUUUUACACACUGUACAAUUCAUAGUACAUUACAACGUCAUGGAAGGCAAGUUACGAAUCAGUUUUUUCUACACCGCAAGGAAAGCCACCUUUCUAUACACCAGUACAAGAAAUCCGUUUCUGCAAUGCGCUAUUUGUAUAUCGCGCUUUUGAUAAGUUAUACUCCUAUAACUUGUGUUUCUCUACUGUAUAUAAAACAGGAUCCAUCGAUGGCAGUUAUUCUUUUACCAGCCGGAAAUGUCGCUACCACUUUGCUCUUCUUCAACUCUUCGCUGAACCCUGUUCUUUACUGUUGGCGAAUCCGGCAAGUUCGAGGAGCCAUGUUGAACCUUGCCGAUAAUUUUAUUUGCUGCUAA